Molecule: messenger RNA, 670 nt
Organism: Nicotiana attenuata
Lineage: Eukaryota; Viridiplantae; Streptophyta; Magnoliopsida; Solanales; Solanaceae
Product: cucumber peeling cupredoxin-like
Exons: 2
Coding region: 60-614 (184 amino acids)
Cellular component (GO): plasma membrane
Molecular function (GO): electron transfer activity
Source: RefSeq, a predicted model, not a curated record
GCUAUAGAGACAUAACUAGCAUCUCAUCCAUCUCUAGCAAAAUAAAGCAUCAAUUAGACAUGGAUAGAGUUCUGUGCAUGGUUGUUACUGGUGCACUAACCAUAGCAUCUUUGAUACAAGUUACAACAGCCCAAAUGAUACACGUAGUUGGGGAUAACAUAGGAUGGUCCAUACCAAACAACGGCGCAACAGCUUACACAAACUGGGCUUCCCAAAAAACCUUCAGAGUUGGUGAUGUCUUAGUAUUCAAUUUUGCAACCAACCAACAUGACAUGAUGCAAGUACCAAAUGGCUCGUUCGAUGCAUGUGGUUCACAAAAUGCUAUAGGCGAUCCUAUUAUGACGGGACCAGCAAAUGUCACUCUUGACUCUCCUGGCGAUCAUUACUACAUUUGUACUUUUGGUAGGCACUGUCAAGCUGGACAGAAGUUGGCUAUUACAGUCUCCGGCACCAGCACACCAGCAGCUAAUCCCCAAAACCCGAGCUCUCCAAGUCCAGUCAGCACACCUGUCGUGCCUUCGCCAUCCUCUUCUAAUCAAACCAUCAGCUACCGGACCUUCGGGUUCUACAACUCCUGGGGGGAGCAAUCAUGGGCGAAGCCACACUUUGCUUAGGGUUGUAACGACCCGACCGGUCGUUUUGAGCUCUAGCGCGUCGUUCAGCGGUUUGA